AUGUUUCGUCGUUCCUGCCGCAUUUUUUGCGCGCCUGUGGAACGGAUGGUGGAGGAAUUUGACGUUGUCAUUGUGGGGGGUGGCCCCGCGGGAUUAUCUGCGGCCAUCCGCCUGAAACAGCUUGCCGGCGAUGCGAAGGACGACUUUCGGGUUGGACUCGUCGAGAAGGGAAGUGAGAUUGGGGCGCACACGCUCUCUGGCGCCUGUAUUGAGACACACUCGCUAGAUGAGUUGUUACCGGACUGGCGCAAAGCCACAGAUCUGCCGACAAUGACAGCUGUCAAGAAUGAUGCAUUAUAUCUUCUUCGGGAUAAGGAGCGAAGCAUGAAGUCGCCGUUGCUUCCGCCCACACUACACAAUCGCCAUUCCUACAUUGUGUCUCUUGGUUCCGUGUGUAAAUGGCUAGGCGAGCGGGCGACGGAGUUGGGUGUGGAGAUAUACCCAGGCUUUGCCGCAGCGCAGCCAGUGUAUGACGGCAGUGGCGAGGCGCUAGAAGGGGUGCAGCUGAAUGACGUUGGUAUCAACAAGAGGGGUGAAAAAACACCCCAAUACGAACCUGGCAUGAUCUUCAAGGCAAAGCAAACUAUAUUUGCCGAAGGAUGCCGCGGAUCCUGUACAAAGCAGCUAGAGAAAAAGUUUGGUCUCCGUGGUGAGGGAAAUUUCCAGACAUAUGGGCUCGGCAUCAAGGAAGUUUGGGAGGUGCCAGCGGAGGCGCAUCGUCCUGGGACGGUGAUGCACACCAUUGGAUGGCCCCUCACGGACAAGGGACAUCACAACACAUACGGUGGCUCCUUCAUGUAUCACUACGGCGAUGGAUUGAUUUCACUUGGCUUCGUUAUUGGUCUGGACUAUAGCAACCCGCAUAUCCGACCGUACAUGGAAAUGCAGAAGUGGAAGACGCACAAGUUGAUUUCGUCGCAACUGAAGGAUGGAAAACCCCUGCUGUACGGCGCACGAACCCUUGUUGAGGGCGGUUACGUCUCUCUGCCCAAAUUACACUUCCCCGGUGGCCUGCUCGUUGGUGACUGCGCCGGAUUUUUGAACCUGCCGAAGAUUAAAGGGACCCACACGGCAAUGAAGUCUGGUAUACUUGCAGCAGAGGCGGUAUACGAUGACGCCUUUGCUUCCGGAAAGGAAAAGCGGGAUGGGGUGGAGUGCAGGAGCUACGACGAUCGGUUCCGCAACAGUUGGCUGCACAAGGAACUUUACGCGGUGCGCAAUGUGCGCCAGGUGUUUGCACGCAACUUCUUCCAGGGUGUUUUGUACACAGGGAUCACAACAACGAUCACGCGCGGCUGGGAGCCAUGGACGCUUUCACAUCACAAGCCGGACCACGAGGCCCUCAAAGUCGCCGCGGAUUGUGAGCCAAUCGAGUACCCGAAGCCUGACGGGAAACUCACCUUUGAUCUUCUCACCAACCAUAGCCGUAGCGGCACUGCGCACAACGCCGACCAACCGGCGCACCUCAAGCUGAAGGACUCUUCAGUGCCGGAAAAAGUCAAUCUUGCUGUGUAUGAGGGUCCUGAGGGGAAGUAUUGUCCUGCAAAGGUGUACGAAUUCGUGGAUGGGAAAUUAGUCAUCAACGCACAGAACUGUCUGCACUGUAAGGCUUGUGAUAUCAAGGAUCCCACGCAGAACAUCAAUUGGAGUGUGCCGGAGGGAGGUGGCGGUCCGAAUUACAGUGCACAGAUGUGA
Molecule: messenger RNA, 1695 nt
Organism: Trypanosoma cruzi
Lineage: Eukaryota; Euglenozoa; Kinetoplastea; Trypanosomatida; Trypanosomatidae
Product: electron transfer flavoprotein-ubiquinone oxidoreductase, putative
Exons: 1
Coding region: 1-1695 (564 amino acids)
Biological process (GO): electron transport chain
Cellular component (GO): mitochondrial inner membrane
Molecular function (GO): iron-sulfur cluster binding; electron-transferring-flavoprotein dehydrogenase activity
Source: RefSeq, a predicted model, not a curated record